AUGGGUUUCAUAUCUCUCGAAGAUGCGCACAUCAGUAAUGCGCCAUCGAAUGGAAUCGAAAAGGCACCACAGAUGAAUGGCAACGCUUUUAGUUCAUUCGAUAUGAUGGGCCUCGUUUCAGAUCAAAAGGCGACACCGACCGGUAUGCAGGAAGACAUCGUGCUCCUGUCAUGGCUUAUGGUUCUGUUGCGAAGCCGUGAAGACAGUCAAAUUUCUUACGACUGGUCUUACGCAAAUGACGAAAAUGACACUACCCAACAAACUAUAAACAAAUUAUCAAUGAAUGAAGUCAUGAACGGCCUGGGAAGUAACGUGGGAGACGUUACAACUGCAAUCCUCAAAUCUAUCCCAUCAGGACCAUCAAACGCGAAGUCCAUGAUCUUGAGCACCAGUACAUUGUCGCAGACCUCUGAAACUGUUAAAGAUGAGGGUGCAAUUCACCUCGAAGUCCGUCUGAACAAUGGACAACUCGAAAUUCGCCCAGUGUGGCACACAGAAAAUAUGCUGCCAUAUACAGUGAAUCACCACGUGGAGGCGUUAGCAGACACCAUCAGAAUUUGCCUGGUGAACUCCGAUGCAACCAUCGAACAAUGCCUCAAGCCGACUGCCAGUGACUUGAGCGAUAUAUGGAGCUGGAACCAUGAAUUACCGCCUACAUAUAACUUCUGCAUGCAAGACAUGGUUGCCGACCGAGCUCGCGAAUUUCCCGAUAAGAUCGCAAUUGAUUCCUGGGAUGGCAAUUUGACCUACAGCCAGAUCGACCAGUGGUCCACUUCUGUCGCGGUUUCCCUUCGAGAAAUGGGUAUCGAACUGCACGACGUGCUUCCCGUUUGCUUUGAAAAGUCCCGAUGGACUAUCGUCGCCGUACUCGGAGUUAUGAAGGCAGGUGCUACACUUGCACUGAUGGAUCCAACAUUGCCGCUUGCCCGUCUCCAAAACAUGGCAGUCCAGGUCGGCGCGAAAGCAAUGGUCGCAUCACGCAAACAAUAUGAGCUCUCUUUGACCAUUAUGCCAGAAGGCAAGCACUUGGUUGUUGAAGAAGAGACUUUUGCCAACUUGGCAGCAUCACCAUCUAUCUCCACCCUCCCGGCCGUGCCCUCAUCCGCUCUUAUGUAUAUCAUCUUCACCUCGGGCAGCACGGGUACUCCAAAAGGAGUCAAGAUCUCCCACGAAACAUACACCAGCAGUGCUAUCCCUCGAGCAAAGGCAGUUGGAUACACCCCCGAGUCUAGGGUGCUUGACUUUGCCUCCUAUGCCUUCGAUGUCAGCAUUGACAGCAUGCUGUUGACACUUGGAAACGGCGGAUGCCUCUGCAUCCCUUCCGAUGAGGAUCGACUCAACGAUAUCAACGAAGUCAUCCGAAAAAUGAGAAUCAACUACGCAGGCCUGACUCCAUCUGUUGGACGUAUUCUGGACAGUGACGUCAUCGCGUCACUCAGCGGCCUAGGUCUCGGAGGUGAGGCUGUCUCCGCAAGGGAUGCCAACUACUGGGGCAAAGACACAAGAAUCAUUAUCGGCUAUGGGCCUUGUGAAUGCACCAUCGGAUGUACUGUCAACAGCAGUGCCGCGACCGGCAGAGAUUAUCUCUCUAUCGGUCCUGGCAAUGGAGCUGCCAUCUGGAUUGCCAACCCUAAUGACCACAAUGAGCUGGUCCCAGUCGGCGGUGUUGGCGAGCUCCUUGUCGAAGGCCCAAUCGUCGGACAAGGCUAUUUGAACGAUUCUGAGAAGACUGCCGCCGCUUUCAUCAAUGAUCCUCCCUGGUUGGUCGCAGGCCACAAACAAUACGCUGGUCGUCGGGGCCGCUUGUACAAGACCGGAGAUCUUGGAAGAUACGACCCGGAUGGACUUGGAGGUAUUGUUUUCGUCGGUCGCAAGGAUACCCAAGUCAAGCUUCGUGGUCAGCGUGUUGAACUUGGUGAGAUCGAGAGCCAGCUGAAGGCCGCAUUGCCCGCGGAAGCCAACAUCAUUGCUGAGGUCAUCACGCCGAAAGACUAUGGUGGUCAGCCGAUGCUGGUAGCGUUUGUCGCCUUCCAGCCCAAGGGACACGGGCAGACCGAGUUGGCUCUGGAUGAGCUUUCCAGCGACUUGAGUACUGUCCUGUCAAAUGCCAACACGGAAGUGGCAAAGACUCUGCCGCGCUACAUGGUGCCAACCACAUAUAUUCCUGUCAACCUCAUUCCAGUGUUGAUUUCAGGCAAGACAGACCGCAAGCAGCUUAGAGCAUUUGGCGCGACAGUGGAUCUUCGCCAGCUGGACCAGGGUGCAGCCAGCACUGCCUCUCGGGAGCUCACUGAGAUCGAACAGCGUCUGAGGCAGAGCUGGGGUGAAGUUCUCAAGCUUGAUGUUGAUACUAUCCGCCCUGAUGAUAACUUCUUCGCAUUGGGUGGUGACUCUCUGGCAGCUAUGAGACUUGUUUCUGUUUGCAGGUCUCAAGAGCUCGAUCUUUCCGUCAUCAGUACUUUCGCAAAACCCACACUGUCUGCCAUGGCCAGUGUCGUUCAGCCUUGUACCUCUGAGGUUGAAGUUGAAAUCCCGGCCUUUUCUCUCAUCUCUCAAUCUGUUGACAGUGCCCGUGCGGAAGCCGCAGAGGCCUGUGGUGUCCCUUCGGAUGACGUGGAGGAUAUUUACCUCUGCACUCCCACCCAGGAAUCGCUCUUCACCUUCUCGCUCAAAUCGACCAAGGCAUACAUUGCCCAGAGAGUCGCAUGUAUCCCAUCACACAUUGAAACCGAUGCUUGGAAGAAGGCGUGGGAGACUGUCGUCGCGGCAAGCCCCAUUCUGCGUUCUCGUCUAGCUCCUCUUCAAGACCCUGGCCUCCAACAAAUCGUGCUCAAUGAAGGUAUCUCGUGGAGAUACUCGACAGACCUUGAACAAUAUCUCGAGAAUGACCGAAGUGAGAGAAUGAACCUUGGCCAGAGUCUAGCUCGCUACGGUAUCGUCACCAGCGCAACCGACGGCAAGCGGUACAUGAUCUGGACCGUCCACCACGUUCUUUAUGACGGAUGGUCGGAGCCCAUCGUCCUCAAGCAAGUGAGCGAUGCCUUGCAAAACCAAUCUCCCGAAAUCAAGACACAGAUGCGGAACUUCGUCAAGUACGUGCGUGACACAGAUGAGACCGCCAUGCAUGAAUUCUGGAGGCGAGAGUUGAAGGGCGCCGUUGGCCCCCAAUUCCCCCGUCUCCCAUCCCGAGACUUCAUGCCUACCCCCACGGGUCUGAUCGAGCAUCAAAUCGCUCUCGAAACCGGUGCCGGAUCACCUUUCACAAUGGCGACUUUGAUCCGCGGCGCCUGGGCUCUUGUCGCAUCGCAAUACACAGGCAGUGAUGACGUCGUGUUUGGUGAGACCCUCACUGGCCGUGACAUUCCUCUGCCUGGUGUCGAGAGCGUUGUUGGACCUCUGAUUGCAACAAUUCCCAUUCGCAUUCAUGUCCGCCGUUCCAGCUCUGUCCAAGAUUACCUGCAGACUGUUCAGCAGGCGAUUCUGGCUCGUACGUCCUACCAGCACAUGGGAAUGCAGAACAUUAGAAAGGUCAGCCAAGAUGCGCAGUAUGCAUGUGAGGCUGGUACUGGUCUGGUCAUUCAGCCUGAUCCCGAAUACGUGGGUAGCGAGCUUGGCUUCGAACUCGGAGAUGUCGUUCGCGAGGCCCUGCACUUUAACCCCUACCCCUUGAUGGUAGCGUUUGGAAUUCGCAAGGGGGGAUUGAGGGUCUGCGCAAGCUUCGACAGCACUCUUAUUGAAGGCUCGCAGAUGCAACGUAUUCUUGCCCAGCUGGAGACUGCCUGCUUGAAGCUAUCUCAAGGCUUUGACAAGAGAGUUGAUGAGAUUUCUUGCCUUCCCGAAGCUGAGAUCGAUCAGAUUUGGCAAUGGAACCAGGCUGCUCCCCUUUCUGUUGACGAGUCGUCGGGGAAUCUUCGGGCGGCGGUCAGCGUGAAGCAAGGAUCAGUUUAUCCUCGUGCUGUGGUCCCCUGGGUGUGUGAUGCACGGAACCCGGCACUUCUGGCCCCUAUCGGCGGUGCUGGAGAGCUGUGGCUGGAGGGCGCUUGCCUUUCUGGUGAAUCACUUGAAACUCCGGCCUGGCUCACAGCUGGUAGUUCUGGAUGUGUCGGUCGCAGUGGGAAGGUGCAGCCCACAGGUGACAUUGUUCAAUUACAAGACGAUGGUAGCCUCAUUUUCGUGGGUAGGAAGGAGAACGUUGUCCCGCUCCAAGGCCAUGCGGUGGACAUUGCGGAUCUCGAGAGCCACUUCACCAAGCAUCUCCCACCAACUACCCGUGCUGCAGCAUCUGUGUUCCAACCAGUGAGAGAGGGCACACAAAAGGUGACAGAGCAGGAACUCGUUGUCUUCGUUGAGAGUCCCGCGUCACAAGAGGAGACCAUCAGGGUCAUUCCUGAGCAGCAUGAAAUCAGCGGGGAGAACACCUUCAUCUGUGAUACGAUUCCCCUCACCCUCGCGGUGUCAUUGAAGAAGCUUGACAAAUAUAUUCGCGACUCUUUGCCAUCGUACAUGGCCCCCUCAGCAUAUGUCGUGGUCAGCACGCUUCCCACAGAGCUCGACCAGCUCGACCACACCUCGCUCAACCGAUUGGCGGCGAAGAUUCCUCAGAGCGUUCUUGAUCAGCUUCGCGAAGGGUUCAAGGAGGCAUGGACGAAGGGUCUGGCGCAGACGAAUCUGUCGCCCACAGAGAAGAUCCUUCAGGCGGCUUGGGCAAAGAUUCUCCGACUCAGUCCCGAACAGAUCGAUGUCGAUGACAACUUCUUCCGCCUGGGAGGUGACUCCGUGUUAGCGAUGAAGCUAGUCUCAAGCCUGAGAACAGAUGGACACAGCCUUUCAGUGGCCGACAUCUUCCAGCACAUGCGCCUGGGCGAUGCUGCCAAGGUGCUGAAAGUGGACCAGGCAAAGGAGAACGUGCAAACAUACAAGCCGUUCGGCACUCUCAGCAACUUGGACAUCAAGAUGUUCUUGGCUUCUACUGUUCGACCCAAGCUUGUGAACCCAGGCUGGUCUAUCCAAGAUGUCUCUUCCGUCACGGAUUCUCAGGCCAUGGAUAUUAGAGGAACUGUCAACGCCCCACGCACAUCUUACCAGUACACGAUGCUCUACUUCGAUCAGAGUAUCAACCAGGAACAGCUGUUGCGCGCUUGCGAUGACUUGGUGAAGACCCACGACAUUCUCCGCACCGUGUUCAUUGAACAUGAGUCAAACUUCCUUCAAGUUGUCUUGGAAAAGACACCCGCUCAUGUGUUUAUGCACAACACAGAUCAGGAUAUUGAGUCCUAUGUCACCUCCCUUUGCAAAUCCGACGUUGAAUCGAACUUCGAGCUUGGAUCGCCGUUCUUCAAAAUCUUCCAUGUCGCGGGCGACAAUGGUAAGCAGUGUCUUGUUCUGGGUCUUUCACAUGCUCAGUAUGACGGUGUGUCAUUGCCUCGACUGCUUCAAGACUUGGAGACAUUGUACACGGGCGGUAAGGUCGUUGACUUUGAGCCAUUCGCCUCAUACAUUGCCCGUGUAUCCGACGGACGCCUACAAACCCAAGCAGUCACAUACUGGACCAAAUUGCUCAAGGACUCAUCCUUGUCUGUUCUCGAUGGCCCCACGGUCCACCCCACCGACAAGGCGAUCUUCCACGAGAAGGCAGUUGACAACUUCCAACCCGUGCAAGAGAUCACCACUGCCAACGUCCUCACCGCAGCCUGGGCGCUUGUCCUGGCUCGUCGUCUGAGCAAGCCAGACGUCACAUUCGGUACAGUGACCUCUGGCCGAACCAUCGAUCUCGCCAACGUGGAGAACGUCGUUGGUCCUUGCUACCAACUGACCCCUGUCAGAGUGAUGUUCGAGGCCCAGUGGACCGCGAUGGACCUUUUGCGCUUUGUGCAGAAGCAGAGUGCUGAAUCUGCUGCGCACGACUUCCUUGGGUUCGACAAGAUCUCCAAGCAGUGCUCUCAAUGGUCAUCUGAGAUGCGCUCCUUCGACUCUAUUGUGCACCAUCAAGAUUGGGAUGACUUCGAUGACAUGCCUUUCGCUGGCUCUUCUGCUAAGGUCGACAUCUCGAAUCCCCAUGGAGAUGCUGCUUAUCCCCUCAAGGCUGUCUCGUUUGUUAAGGGUGGAAAGAUGCAUGUCGGAUUUGUUGGAAGUGAAAGGGACGCGACAUUUGUGGACGCGACUCUUGAUGAGCUCGCUGCGGCGGUUCAAGAGCUGUCAGAGUGCCGGGGAGAGCCGUUGGUACUCAGCGCUUGA
Messenger RNA from Penicillium brevicompactum, 6234 nucleotides. RefSeq names its product nonribosomal peptide synthase SidD (gene sidD). The coding region runs from base 1 to 6234 and encodes 2077 amino acids. The transcript has 2 exons. Gene Ontology annotation, molecular function: phosphopantetheine binding; catalytic activity. The record is from RefSeq and is a predicted model, not a curated record. Gene Ontology annotation, cellular component: cytoplasm. NCBI's taxonomy places the organism in Eukaryota, Fungi, Ascomycota, Eurotiomycetes, Eurotiales, Aspergillaceae. Gene Ontology annotation, biological process: amino acid activation for nonribosomal peptide biosynthetic process; secondary metabolite biosynthetic process.